Molecule: messenger RNA, 1750 nt
Organism: Culex pipiens pallens (northern house mosquito)
Lineage: Eukaryota; Metazoa; Arthropoda; Insecta; Diptera; Culicidae
Gene: shams
Product: glucoside xylosyltransferase 1
Exons: 2
Coding region: 265-1392 (375 amino acids)
Biological process (GO): protein O-linked glycosylation via N-acetylgalactosamine
Molecular function (GO): UDP-xylosyltransferase activity
Source: RefSeq, a predicted model, not a curated record
GUUUCGUGUGCUUGCUGCUGGUAAAGAAAAGUGUUUACAAGAGUUUUCCUGCAUUUUCCGGCCGAAAUCAUUGGAAAUUCAUAAAUUAAUUGAUUUGUGUUAAGAAAUCUGUAGUUUGCUAGGUUGAAAGUGGAUUUGAUUUGUAGGUUUUGAAAAGUGGCCUCGCUUAAAUGGCCGAUCAAUCCAUGAUCGAUUAUGGAUGGUGAGCGGCGGCGCCCAAUUUGGAGCUGCUAGAGAAGCAAGAGGAAUCUGCGCGGACCGGCCAUGAAGGUCCACCGCUACUUGACGGUGCUGGUGCUGACCUCGUUCGUGCUCAUCUGGUACUACAUUCUGCGGGUCAACAAUGGAAUCUUCACCGGGUUGGGCGGACUGGGGGCAAAUUCCAGUGCCGCCCUCGCGCGGAGGGGACUGGGCCUGCGCCAAAACGCCCCGUCCAAUGCGUCCGAGAUAGCGAUCGUGGUGGUGGCCUGCGGCGAGCGUCACAACGAAGCGCUCAACAUGAUCAAAUCUGCGAUCAUGUUCAACCGGAACCAGUCGCCGCUGCGGUUCGUCGUCGUGGCCGAGGACCAGUUGAAGCAAAACUUUGUGGAAAAGUUGGACGACUGGCAGGAGAUCAACGACAACAUCUUUACGUACGAAAUUCAUUCGCUUACGUUUCCGGCCAAGGACAAGGACGAGUGGAAGAAGCUGUUCAAGCCGUGCGCGGCGCAGCGGUUGUUUUUGCCGUCCCUCCUAACGCACAUCGAUUCAGUAUUAUACGUUGACUCGGACACGAUCUUCCUGGCGCCGGUGCAGGAGCUGUGGUCGCUGUUCAAGACCUUCAACGCGUCCCAGUUUGCCGGCAUGGCGCCGGAACACGAGGACAAGAACGCCGGCUGGUACAACCGGUUCGCGCGCCAUCCGUACUACGGCGACCUGGGUGUCAACUCGGGCGUCAUGCUGAUGAACCUGACCCGGAUGCGGGAAUUCCGCUGGGAGCAGCACAUCAUGCCGAUCUACCGCGAGUUCCGCCUCAAGCUGGUUUGGGGCGAUCAGGACAUUAUCAACAUCCUGUUUCACCACCAUCCGGACCGGUUGCUCGUGUUCCCGUGUGACUGGAACUACCGGGCCGAUCACUGCAUGUACAUGAGCGUUUGCGAGGCCCCAGACGGGGUCAAAAUCGUCCACGGCAACCGCGGAUACUUCCACUCGCUGGUGCAGCCCAUCUUCAACCUGCUGUACACGACCGUCGAGGAGUACGCCUUCCGGACGGACAUUCACGCCAACUUUAUCCGCACCAUCGAGGACUCGCUCGCGCUGCCGAGCAACUCCAACUGUGAUAAGUUGCUGGACAAGUUUCUGCAGGACCCCCGGAAGUACUUUAAGCAGAAUCUGUACGAGGAGGAUACUUAACAGCAGAGAAGCACACGAAAAGCAAUAAGCAGCGCAUAUCUGUCUCUCUCGAAUACAUUUCAAAACAGUGAUUUCAAUCAGUAUGAACCGUGAACAAAAACGAACAAGGAGAUGAUUUCUGACGCGACAGUGAAGAGAAGCAAAACUCGCCCACUCCCCCUCCCGUUAGUUGAUAUGUUGUUUUAUUUUUGCGUUGCAUCGUUAGUCCUAAGUAAAGUCGAUCGUUACUAGUUACAAAAUGGAACAUUUUUUAGUCAAAAUGUAGUGACAACCCCUUCAGUACUGGAAUAAGUUAAGAUUUCGUGUUUGUUUUUUUUUAAAGAUUGUAAAUAAAGAGCCUUUCAUUUACAACGCUGUC